Chaetomium fimeti is the source of this 498-nucleotide messenger RNA. RefSeq lists its product as uncharacterized. Bases 148 to 414 code for a protein of 88 amino acids. The transcript has a single exon. The record is from RefSeq and is a predicted model, not a curated record. Lineage: Eukaryota; Fungi; Ascomycota; Sordariomycetes; Sordariales; Chaetomiaceae.
UACUCCUUCCGAUGUCCCUUUUCUCUUUCCUCUGGCGUUCGGUUGGACGGUGGACAUGGGUUAUGAAAACUAGCGCUGCGGUAUUUGAUACCCCGUGAGACCUUUCUUGGGAGCUGGGAAAAGGCACAGGCGAUCAAGGCACAUGGCAUGAUGGUUAAAGCAGCUUACUUAAUCUUAACCACGGGCAUGGACGGAGUCUUUUUAGAGAACCAGUUUUGGGAGCAAGAGGUUGCGGCCACAUCCCUCAAUAUAGGAGGGUCGGCGCUGUGGUCCUUGUCUUGCAAGUCACCGAGGCUCACCAGCAUAGAGUACCUGUUGCUCUUCGAUCACUCAGCGGGUAUGGGCACAGGUAAUAUCCUCGUUGACAUGGACAUGCACGACGCUAGUUAUCGCCAAAAGAAAGCAGUAAUUUAGCAGAUAUUACCUAUCUGGGAGAAGAAUUGAGUUGUAUUGUAGCUUGCAGUCUGAGAGAAACGAUUCUGAGAGGAGUGCGGGCAU